ACAGACCAUUUGUGUAACACGCACAGAUAACAAAAAAUGGAUGAAGCAAAUCAAACUGAAGUUGGGGAAACAUCUACAGCAUCUAGAAAAGUUAUAACUCUAGAGCCAAAGCUGGUUAUAAAGAAAGGAAUAUCGACUCUUGGAUUUGUUUUUCGGUUAUUUGCUGUUUUUGGAACUAUAGGAAGCGCACUCGCCAUGGGAACAACACAAGAAUCAGUUGUUUCUUUGACUCAGCUUGUACUCCUUAAAGCUAAAUACAGCGACUUACCAACGCUCAUGUUUUUUGUGGUUGCAAACGCGGUUGCUGGUGGAUAUUUGGUUCUUUCACUGCCUGUGAGUAUCUUUCAUAUCAUUAGUACUAAAGCUAAAACCUCAAGAAUCAUCUUGCUCGCCAUCGAUACGGUGAUGUUGGCUUUGGUGAGCUGUGGUGCAUCUGCAGCGACAGCAACCGUGUAUUUAGCUCACGAGGGGAACACAACCGCUAACUGGCCGCCGAUUUGCCAGCAAUUUGGCGGAUUCUGCGAACGCAUCUCUGGAUCUCUCAUCGGUUCUUUCUGCGCAGUGAUCUUGCUCAUGCUUGUUGUUAUCAAUUCCGGCAUCUCUCUCUCGCGCCACUAAGAUAUAUAUAUCUAAUCCAGCAUCACAAUCGUGGCGAGAUGUGUAUCUAAUCUACAAUAUGGUCUUUUAAGCUUAUAUAUAUAAUGUAAACUUGUAAUGCAGUGUAACGUAAUGUAAUGAGUACAGAGAUUUCAUGUGAAGAUAAUAACAUUUAGGCAAGAAGUUCCACAACAUCGUCUAUUGAUUUCAAUGUCUUCUCGUAGUAGAGAUACGACUCAUACACCUUUGGCGUCCGUACGUAAAAAUCCAACUAUUUCAUUAAAAACAUUUAACAGAAUUAUCAUAAGACAUUGAUAAGAAUAUGAAAUAGCAUAUCGUCGUCAAAUAUGAAAUUACAAAUAC
Brassica napus (rape) is the source of this 960-nucleotide messenger RNA. RefSeq names its product casparian strip membrane protein 6-like. The record is from RefSeq and is a predicted model, not a curated record. The transcript is spliced from 3 exons. Bases 37 to 618 code for a protein of 193 amino acids. NCBI's taxonomy places the organism in Eukaryota, Viridiplantae, Streptophyta, Magnoliopsida, Brassicales, Brassicaceae.